Molecule: messenger RNA, 2093 nt
Organism: Notolabrus celidotus (New Zealand spotty)
Lineage: Eukaryota; Metazoa; Chordata; Actinopteri; Labriformes; Labridae
Gene: ccnd1
Product: cyclin D1
Exons: 5
Coding region: 224-1102 (292 amino acids)
Biological process (GO): mitotic cell cycle phase transition; positive regulation of G1/S transition of mitotic cell cycle; regulation of cyclin-dependent protein serine/threonine kinase activity
Cellular component (GO): cyclin-dependent protein kinase holoenzyme complex; nucleus; cytoplasm
Molecular function (GO): cyclin-dependent protein serine/threonine kinase regulator activity
Source: RefSeq, a predicted model, not a curated record
AGCUGAGCGCGAGGCAGGGGUUUUUGUCUCGCAGAGGGAAGCGCUCUGAGCUUCAGAGGGCUCGCGCACACCGGAGGAGCAGCAGCACGCAGCAGCAGCAGCCCCGCAACAAGAUCGUGAUUAAGCCCGCAGAGGAGCCGCAGCCUGACUCGCACACUCUCUGUAACAGGCUGAUUAGAACACACAACACUUUAUCAUUUUUUAUACUCAUUACAACUUUAUCAUGGAGGACCAGCUGCUCUGCUGCGAGGUGGACUCCAUCCGGAGAGCCUACCAGGACGUGAACCUGCUCACGGACCGGGUCCUGCACACUCUGCUGCGCGCAGAGGAGAACUACCUGCCCUCUCCGAACUACUUCAAGUGCGUGCAGAAGGAAAUAGUUCCAAAAAUGAGGAAGAUUGUCGCCACCUGGAUGUUAGAGGUGUGCGAGGAGCAGAAGUGUGAGGAGGAGGUGUUUCCGCUGGCUAUGAACUAUUUGGACAGAUUUUUAUCAGUGGAGGCCACCAGGAAAACCAGGCUGCAGCUUCUGGGAGCCACGUGCAUGUUUCUAGCAUCCAAGAUGAAGGAGACGGUUCCUUUGACGGCGGAGAAACUCUGCAUCUACACCGACAACUCGGUGCAACCCGGAGAGCUGCUGCAAAUGGAGCUGCUGGUUCUCAACAAGCUGAAGUGGGAUCUGGCUUCAGUCACGCCUCAUGACUUCAUCGAGCACUUUCUGUCCAAGCUGGAGAUCUACCCGUCCACCAAGCAGAUCCUCCGCAAACAUGCGCAGACCUUCGUGGCUCUGUGUGCGACAGACGUCAACUUCAUUGCAAGUCCUCCAUCCAUGGUGGCGGCAGGUAGUGUGGUGGCAGCGGUGCAGGGUCUCUACCUGAAGAGUCAGGACGCCUCCCUGUCCUCCCAGAACCUCACCAACUUUCUGUCGCAGGUCAUCCGCAGUGACCCGGACUGCCUGCGGGCCUGUCAAGAGCAGAUCGAGUCCCUGCUGGAGUCCAGCCUGAGGCAGGCUCAGCAGCACGCCGGCAGCACAGAGAGCAAACGUGUGGACGAGGACGUGGACCUGUCCUGCACGCCCACAGACGUCAGAGACAUCAACAUCUGAACGAGGGACGGCUGUGUCGCCCCGUGACCUGAUAAUCGAGGGAAAGAUGUCCACAGAGGGGGGGUUAGUGGAGGGGGUGCCUCAUAUGAACUUAGCCUCCUCCUCCUCCUGCUACCAUGGUCGAUGUGUCACUCACAUGGCUGACAAGAUGGGACUUAGUGCCCCCUGCCUCUCGCUCGCCCCGCAACUACACCCCAAGUUAUUAAUCCUGCCCCUUGCCCCACCCCCCAUCAUAGCGGGAAAAUAAAGUACGAGAGAGAGGAGCCAAUGAGCUGAGUGGGCUGGAGCCACACAGCAGGUCUCCCUUAGAUAUUAAAGUAGGAAUCUUUAAAUUCAUAGACUCCACUCGCCUACACACGUACACCCAUACACACAGAGCGUGUGCAGUAGGUCUCUGUAGUCUGUCCACGUCUGACUUAUCACAGAGAAGAGCUUCUACUCUCAUGUCUCUUCUGUUGUGUUUCCACUCCCUGUCCAAGCUCCCAUGUUUGACACUCAUGUUUCCCUGCUUGCUUCUGUUUAGUCACUUUAUUACCUCUCAUAUUCGACCUUCUGUUCUGUUAGUCUUAAACCUCUCUUGUUCUUCAAAGCGAGUGUUUGACACUGUGCAAGAGCUGCCCUGGACAACAACGCCAGCUUGUUUCAUGACAUCAGAUGAGCAGAGCGGUUCACAGGCACUCAAAAGGCUGGGCGACACAUUCAUAUUCAUCCAUACUUUUCAUCGUACGUGAUUCGGAAGGUUUUAUUACAGAGACACAACUUUAGAAUAUCGUUGAUUGUAGUGAGCUCAAGAUGUGGAUCACACGUUUGAACCCUGAUAAGGUGAAAUCAGUGUGAGUCACCUCUGUGAGCGGAGACGUUCAGUCUUUAUUCUGUAUGGAGAUUGAGUUGUCGCCCAGCCCUGCGCUUUAAUCAUCUCUCUCUUUUUGUAGUUUAGCCAUUCCUACUUGUUUUCUAAAAAAAAAAAAAGCACUUUUGGUCAGCAUUGCUG